This is a messenger RNA of Habropoda laboriosa, 1719 nucleotides long. It is a transcript of the gene TyrRS, whose product is annotated as potassium/sodium hyperpolarization-activated cyclic nucleotide-gated channel 1-like. The transcript is spliced from 8 exons. The record is from RefSeq and is a predicted model, not a curated record. Lineage: Eukaryota; Metazoa; Arthropoda; Insecta; Hymenoptera; Apidae. The coding region runs from base 13 to 1719 and encodes 568 amino acids.
AAAGUUUGUAAAAUGAGAAUGAAACGAGGAGUGCCAAAAAAACGGUUGAACGUUCAUAUAUGCGAGUUACCAAAGACAUCGGACAGUAAUUUGCCGAAAUUACCGCCGAAUGUAAAAUUUUACACACGUUGGAAACGGAAUUUCCAAAAAUUAUUCCUUGUUUCUGUGAGUCAUCCCUUAACACGACAUUUUUUGCGUAGCUGUGCCGCGAUUGCCUUCGAAAAAAGAAGGCAUGGACGUUCUUCAUUCUGGUGGGUAAUACAUCCAUGCAGUGACUUAAGAGUCGCGAAAAGUUCUGGACCAGAAAGUUGGUAUCCAGUGUACCCUGCAUAUGUAAUUUGUAUCUUUGAUAUUAUUCUUAAUUUUAUGACCGGAUUCAGUUCACCGGAUGGUCACGAAAUUUUCCUGGAUCCAUUAUUGAUAACACGACAUUAUACAAGAGGCUAUUUUUUUAUCGAUUUUGUGUCUUCAGUUCCGUACUCAUGGUUUUAUAAUGAUCGUAUUCUACCUCCGGGUCCCAAUUCAAAUUCCAUUUUAUUGAUUCCUGAAUGUUUACCAGCAUUAAAAAUUUUACGCAUUUACACAUUACGUCUCUACAUAAGACAAAUAAUUGCAAAUUUUACAAUUUCUCACGCUGAAGAGAAAACUGUUUGGUUAGUACUUUUGAUGUUGUUGAUAUUUCAUUGGUGUAGCUGUGUAACACACGUUUUUCCAUUUAUUAUCAUACAUUUAACUGGUAAGACUAUCGAGAAUUCAGAUAUGUUUUUUGUUACUACCGGAUUGAAUAAGAAGUCCAACUCGGAAAUUUAUUUAAUGUAUUUUCAUAUGGGCAUGAGCAAUUUCUUUGGAUCGAGUUUUAUAGAGUUCCAUUCAUUAGGCAAAUCGGAUACUAUGAUACGUUGUAUUUUAGUGCUGUUUGGAAAAGGAUGUAUCAUUUAUCUCAUGGUUAUAGUCCUGCAACUGGUACAGUCAGCUGCAGAACCAGAAUUAAAAUAUCAACGAAUUAUGCAUCGAGUCAAAGAAUAUAUUCAAGAGAAAAAAUUGCCAGAAAAUUUAAAAAAUAAACUUAUUGCUUAUUACGAGUAUCGUUUUCAAGGCAGUUACUUUAAAGAAAAUGCAAUAUCGAGCACUUUAUCCAAUCAUUUAAAUCAAGAAAUUAUGGUUCAUAGUAGCCGCGGAUUAUUAGACACAGCUACUAUUUUGCAUUAUUUACCGCGCCACCAUUUUCUUUUACGAUUACAAAUAUUUAUAGGGGUAUUGAAGCCGGUUAUAUAUCUUAAUGAGGAUAUCAUAUAUAAAAGUGAAACUGAAGGCGAUUGUAUGUUCUUCAUAGUUAGUGGAACCGUUGCACUUAUCACAUUUAGUGGAAGAGAAAUAUGUCAUGAAAAGGAUGGAGGCUAUUUCGGUGAAGCUGCCUUAAUAUUUCCGGAUCGUAGAAGAUUAGAAACUGUAAUCGCAUUAGAAGUAUGUGAAUUGUUACGCUUAAAUCGUCGUGAUUUCAAACGUAUGUUUUCUUCGACGUCAACUUUUUAUAAGAGAUUAGAAAAAGUUAGCAAGGAGAGAUACCAGCACAUUAGCAAUUUAAGUAUCAAUGACGAAAAUGUAAAUUUGGAGGAAAAUACGUUAAUAAAUGUUGAAAAUAAUCAACAAGAGGGAGAUGCCAAAAUUAGUAAUAACAACGAUAAUGUUAAAACGAAAUAUGACAAUAGAUCAGAUUGA